CCUCUCUACACGUGUUCUGUCAGCCUCCCUACACGUGUUCUGUCAGCCCCAACCAAUGUUCUGUCAGCCUCUCUACACGUGUUCUGUCAGCCUCUCUACACGUGUUCUGUCAGCCUCUCUACACGUGUUCUGUCAGCCUCUCUACACGUGUUCUGUCAGCCUCUCUACACGUGUUCUGUCAGCCUCCCUACACGUGUUCUGUCAGCCUCUCUACACGUGUUCUGUCAGCCUCUCUACACGUGUUCUGUCAGCCUCUCUACACGUGUCCUGUCAGCCCCAACCAGUGUCCUGUCAGCCUUUCUCCACGUGUUCUGUCAGCCCCAACCAGUGUUCUGUCAGCCUCUCUACACGUGUUCUGUCAGCCUCUCUACACGUGUUCUGUCAGCCUCUCUACACGUUUUCUGUCAGCCCCAACCAAUGUUCUGUCAGCCUCUCUACACGUGUUCUGUCAGCCUCUCUACACGUGUUCUGUCAGCCUCUCUACACGUGUUCUGUCAGCCUCUCUACACGUGUUCUGUCAGCCUCUCUACACGUGUUCUGUCAGCCUCUCUACACGUUUUCUGUCAGCCCCAACCAAUGUUCUGUCAGCCUCUCUACACGUGUUCUGUCAGCCUCUCUACACGUGUUCUGUCAGCCUCUCUACACGUGUCCUGUCAGCCCCAACCAGUGUCCUGUCAGCCUUUCUCCACGUGUUCUGUCAGCCCCAACCAGUGUUCUGUCAGCCUCUCUACACGUGUUCUGUCAGCCUCUCUACACGUGUUCUGUCAGCCUCUCUACACGUGUUCUGUCAGCCUCUCUACACGUGUUCUGUCAGCCUCCCUACACGUGUUCUGUCAGCCUCUCUACACGUGUUCUGUCAGCCCCAACCAAUGUUCUGUCAGCCUCUCUACACGUGUUCUGUCAGCCUCCCUACACGUGUUCUGUCAGCCUCUCUACACGUGUUCUGUCAGCCCCAACCAAUGUUCUGUCAGCCUCUCUACACGUGUUCUGUCAGCCUCUCUACACGUGUUCUGUCAGCCCCAACCAGUGUCCUGUCAGCCUCUCUACACGUGUUCUGUCAGCCUCCCUACACGUGUUCUGUCAGCCUCUCUACACGUGUUCUGUCAGCCCCAACCAAUGUUCUGUCAGCCUCUCUACACGUGUUCUGUCAGCCCCAACCAGUGUCCUGUCAGCCUCUCUACACGUGUUCUGUCAGCCCCAACCAGUGUUCUGUCAGCCUCUCUACACGUGUUCUGUCAGCCUCUCUACACGUGUUCUGUCAGCCUCUCUACACGUGUUCUGUCAGCCCCAACCAGUGUCCUGUCAGCCUCUCUCCACGUGUUCUGUCAGCCUCUCUACACGUGUUCUGUCAGCCUCCCUACACGUGUUCUGUCAGCCUCUCUACACGUGUUCUGUCAGCCUCUCUACACGUGUUCUGUCAGCCUCUCUACACGUGUUCUGUCAGCCUCUCUACACGUGUUCUGUCAGCCUCUCUACACGUGUCCUGUCAGCCCCAACCAGUGUCCUGUCAGCCUUUCUCCACGUGUUCUGUCAGCCUCCCUACACGUGUUCUGUCAGCCUCUCUACACGUGUUCUGUCAGCCUCUCUACACGUGUUCUGUCAGCCUCUCUACACGUGUCCUGUCAGCCUCUCUACACGUGUUCUGUCAGCCUCUCUACACGUGUUCUGUCAGCCUCUCUACACGUGUCCUGUCAGCCUCUCUACACGUGUUCUGUCAGCCUCUCUACACGUGUUCUGUCAGCCCCAACCAAUGUUCUGUCAGCCUUUCUCCACGUGUUCUGUCAGCCUCCCUACACGUGUUCUGUCAGCCUCUCUACACGUGUUCUGUCAGCCUCUCUACACGUGUCCUGUCAGCCUCUCUACACGUGUUCUGUCAGCCUCUCUACACGUGUUCUGUCAGCCUCUCUACACGUGUCCUGUCAGCCUCUCUACACGUGUUCUGUCAGCCUCUCUACACGUGUUCUGUCAGCCCCAACCAAUGUCCUGUCAGCCUUUCUCCACGUGUUCUGUCAGCCUCCCUACACGUGUUCUGUCAGCCUCUCUACACGUGUUCUGUCAGCCUCUCUACACGUGUUCUGUCAGCCUCUCUACACGUGUCCUGUCAGCCUCUCUACACGUGUUCUGUCAGCCUCUCUACACGUGUUCUGUCAGCCCCAACCAAUGUUCUGUCAGCCUCUCUACACGUGUUCUGUUCACUGAUUGAGGACCUAGUUUCCCAUGCAGCAUAUAAUGGCCACUGAUUCUUUUUCCCAGUUUAACCUCUAAGAACGUUAAAUGUCAGUGUGUAUCAAUGUAUAUCUAAUGUCAGUGUGUAUCAAUGUAUAUCUAAUGUCAGUGCAUAUCCAAACACACUUCCGUGGAACGCUUGGCGGGAAGGGCGCUUCAAACAGCAAUACUUUACGAAGCAAAUAUAUACACGACUACAUACAAUUAAUAUUAUUGAUUCUAUUAAUUUUACCGCCUACCGCUGUAUUCCGCACUACUCAGCUGUAAACAUGCCGCGUGCUGCAGGAAUAGCAUUCCUGCGUUAUAAUUACUUCACACCUCGUACCCACGGCAAUAAAUAAAUUAUAUCUCGCCUAGAUGACAUAUAUCACAAUGACCUAUAAAAGUCAGAUGGUGCAGUUUCCACAUAUAUGGACAACUCCCUAAAAGCUGAAUAAUGUAAUAAAUUAUGCUGAUAAAAAUUGAUUUGGGAGGUAUUAGUCAUGCUGUAUGUUAUCUCGUGGCGCGACCACUGCAGUGGGGUCGUUUAGUGCAUUGUAUGACGCAUGUCCCGCUGCCUUGUUCAGUCCACGUGGGUUUAUAGCCGGGACAGGCUGUGAUCUCGGCACUGCACUAAACUGAACUUUUCUCCUAUAUGAAAAUUCCUUCCGUUAAAAGCUUUUGAUGUUGAAUUUGCGUCAGAACGCGGGUUAAAACUAAACAGUGGUGUGAUGUUGACGGUAUCACUGUUAUACCACUGCCAGGGUUAUGAAUAGACUAACACCUAGUCUCUGAAAUGAACAUAUUUUACACACAAAAAGCAGUUGUUAAAUUAUAGUUAUAAAAUAUGAUAGAAAGGAGCCAAGAGACUUCAUUUUCAGAAACUGCAGUAAUCUAGACUUGCCAAAUAUGAUCGACUUGCAUGGGCUGUAUUGGAUAUGUUAGUAGCAGGCUAUGUAUGACACACUAGGUCAUGUAGCAAGCAACAGCAUAUAUGGUCAACUCCGACACUUCCCGAGCAAGGAGUCAACUCGGUCACUGUGACACUAUAGUACCACGUAACAUAUUGAGUGAUUCUUUGACUUACUGCAAACAAUUAUUAUUAUUAUAGAAAUAACAUGUAAUACAAGAACGUGAAUCCGUCUUACUGUUUUGUGUAAACACGCUGCAUUUGAAUAAUAGACAUCACUUUGUUUUUCGUUAAUAACGGCAUUUUACUCCCUCAUCAAGCUGCACGCCGUGAUACUGUUCAAACCGGCGUUAACUAUACGCACUCACCCAAUCAGUGUUGCUAAUUUAGGUCUCAAAUAGGUGAGUGCCAAAUAGAAUCAAUAGGAGUUAUGUCGCCUUUACCUUAUUUUCCUGAAUUAUUAAUUUUGUAUUUUAAAAUAUAUAAUCUAUUUUUCAUAGAAUAAAGCAGGUAUUGUCCGUACUGUUUUAGUGAGAGUGCAGUACUGGAUAAUGUGUUUCGCUUGUCAUAACACCCUUACAUUCAAAGGAGAAUAUUGGUUUUAAAAACUAGAAUGACCUGUCUACUACCUGGAAAUGUUAAGAUGCCCCUUAAAAAGAAACGGUAAUGGCUUGGAAAAUGUCAAUGAGGAAACCGAAGAACAGAACUUCUUUAUGACUUAAAGAAAAUCGUGCGUGUAAUUUACUCAUAAUGGAACUUCUCAAAUUAUGCCCCAGUAAUGGGGAAACGCUGGCAUCGGGUUCCACAGCUCGGGGGGAGUGGUUUGUUUUUGACAUUUCUCAUCGCUAGUCUGGCAAUUAAUGUGAUUCAGUGACGCAAGGACUUCUACGAUGAGUAAUGAACCAGAGAAGGUGAAUAAGUGAGCUGGGUUUCACGCCUCUAUUAGCAAUAUCCCAGCUAUAUCACUGGGGGCGGGAGGUGUGGUGUGUGCGUUCGUGCGUGCGUGCGUUCGUGUGUGUGUGUGUGUGUGUGAGGGGGGAGGGGGCGUCAUGUAGGUCUAACAUCUCCCGUCAGGCCGUGCCGUCAUGUAGGUCUAACACCCUUCCUUGGGCCUCUGCCGUCAUGCAGGUCUAUAACGUGGUAUCUUGGGCCUCUGCCGUCAUGUAGAUCUAACGUGGUCUCUUGGGCCUCUGCCGUCAUGUAGAUCUAACGUGGUCUCUUAGGCCUCUGCCGUCAUGUAGGUCUAACGUGGUCUCUUGGGCCUCUGCCGUCAUGUAGAUCUAACGUGGUCUCUUGGGCCUCUGCCGUCAUGUAGAUCUAACGUGGCCUCUUGGGCCUCUGCCGUCAUGUAGGCCUAACGUGGUUUCUUGGGCCUCUGUCGUCAUGUGGGUCUAACGUAGUCCCUUGGGCCUCUGCCGUCAUGCAGGUCUAACGUGGUUUCUUGGGCCUCUGCCGUCAUGCAGGUCUAACGUAGUCCCUUGGGCCUCUGCCGUCAUGCAGGUCUAACGUGGUUUCUUUGGCCUCUGCCGUCAUGUAGGUCUAACGUGGUUUCUUGGGCCUCUGCCGUCAUGUAGGUCUAACGUAGUCCCUUGGGCCUCUGCCUUCAUGCAGGUCUAACGUGGUUUCUUGGGCCUCUGCCGUCAUGUAGGUCUAACGUAGUCCCUUGGGCCUCUGCCGUCAUGCAGGUCUAACGUGGUUUCUUGGGCCUCUGCCGUCAUGCAGGUCUAACGUAGUCCCUUGGGCCUCUACCGUCAUGUAGGUCUAACGUGGUCCCUCGGGCCUCUGCCGUCAUGUAGGUCUAACGUGGUCUCUUCAUG
Messenger RNA from Haliotis rufescens (red abalone), 4932 nucleotides. Its product is annotated as keratin-associated protein 16-1-like. The transcript has 2 exons. The coding region runs from base 870 to 2240 and encodes 456 amino acids. NCBI's taxonomy places the organism in Eukaryota, Metazoa, Mollusca, Gastropoda, Lepetellida, Haliotidae. The record is from RefSeq and is a predicted model, not a curated record.